Tetrapisispora phaffii CBS 4417 is the source of this 540-nucleotide messenger RNA. RefSeq names its product mRNA splicing protein SMB1 (gene SMB1). The coding region runs from base 1 to 540 and encodes 179 amino acids. Gene Ontology annotation, cellular component: U4 snRNP; U2-type prespliceosome; U1 snRNP. NCBI's taxonomy places the organism in Eukaryota, Fungi, Ascomycota, Saccharomycetes, Saccharomycetales, Saccharomycetaceae. Gene Ontology annotation, biological process: mRNA splicing, via spliceosome. The record is from RefSeq and is a predicted model, not a curated record. The transcript has a single exon. Gene Ontology annotation, molecular function: RNA binding.
AUGAGUUCAACUUAUGGUAAAGUAUCUGUUAAGCAAAACAGUAAAUUAAGAAAUUUAAUCAAUUACAGAAUCAGAGUCGUCACAAAGGAUGGUAAAUUAUAUUUAGGUGAACUGAUGGCAUUUGAUAAGCAUAUGAACGUUGUGUUAGGCGAUUGUGUGGAGGAAAGAAUAUCAAAACAGCAACUUCAAAAGAUAAUUCAAAACCGUGGCAAACAAGAUACAUCAAAAGAGAACAACGUAAUAAAAACUGAGAAGAGAGUACUGGGUUUAGUGAUACUAAGAGGGGAGCAAAUAUUAUCUACAGUUGUUGAAGAUAAACCUGUAUUAACUAAAAAAGAUAGAAUUGAAGAAACUAAGAAGCAGAAAAAACAAUUAAAUAAUCAAAAGCGAGCUAGAAAGGGUAAAACCGACGAUAGUAAGGGCAAAAUAGUAAAACCAACAAGUAGUAACGGUGAAAAGAGUACAUAUAACGCAAACAAUACGGUAAUACCAGGCAACUUAAGAAAGUUCCAACCACCCCCAGGCUUCAAAAGAAAAUAA